GGAAAUCUUAACUACGUAUACUAACACAGAAUCCAAUCCGAGUAUAGUAAGAGGGAUUUAAAUUAUUUUAUUCCGGUAUUCUUUGUACAGCCACAUUAUCAAGAAAUCAUGAAAUGACACUAUUGAAUUCUACAAAAAAAAAAUUAGCUACCUGAAUUGAUACUCUGCGGCUUUUUGCAUCUCCGGUUUGUUUUUAACCAAUUCUAACCUCUAAUGAAUGGAUGCAAAGCGAAGCUGGUUUUGUUGAUCUGCUUUCCUGGCUUAAAAUAACGAAAAAUGAUAUUUUAUACUUAGUUUUACGUGAUCCUCGAUUUUACGAAUACUAGACGUAUCAAUUUAAUAGUAAUUAUGACGUCUAUCAUUAAACUACAUGCCAUUUCUGGGGCAAUGGAUGAGUCCCCUCCGUGCUAUAUCCUGCAAGUAGAUGAACUCCGCAUACUCCUUGAUUGUGGAUGGGAUGAAAAUUUUGAUCAAGAUUUCAUUAAGGAACUUAAGAGACAUGUCCAUCAAAUUGAUGCUGUACUGCUAUCGUAUCCCGAUCCAUUACAUUUAGGUGCUCUGCCAUACCUAGUUGGUAAAUGCGACCUCACCUGUCCCAUCUAUGCAACCAUUCCAGUUUAUAAAAUGGGUCAGAUGUUCAUGUAUGAUAUGUACCAGUCGCGCAAUAAUAUGGAAGACUUUGAUUUAUUUACCCUGGAUGAUGUUGAUGCAGCAUUCGAUAAAAUAGUCCAAUUAAAGUACAAUCAGAGUAUUUCAAUGAAGGGUAAAGGCUAUGGAGUCACAUUGACUCCAUUACCUGCUGGCCAUAUGAUUGGUGGUACUAUUUGGAAGAUUGUUAAAGUUGGUGAAGAGGACAUUAUUUAUGCAGUUGAUUUCAAUCACAAGAAAGAAAGACAUUUGAAUGGCUGUGAGCUAGAGAGACUUCAACGACCCUCUUUGCUGAUCACAGAUGCUUUCAAUGCAACUUAUCAGCAAGCCAGGCGAAGGACAAGAGAUGAGAAGCUUAUGACAAAUAUUUUACAAACACUUCGGGGUGGUGGAAAUGUCCUGGUGGGCGUGGAUACCGCAGGUAGAGUCCUUGAGUUGGCACAUAUGCUGGAUCAGCUUUGGAGAAAUAAAGAAUCCGGGCUGCUCGCUUACUCCCUUGCACUUCUGAACAAUGUUAGCUACAACGUUGUGGAAUUUGCUAAAUCUCAAAUAGAAUGGAUGAGUGAUAAGUUGAUGCGGAGUUUUGAGGGAGCCAGAAAUAAUCCUUUCCAAUUCAAGCAUUUGCAGUUGUGUCACAGCAUGGCUGAGCUAAACCAAGUUCCAAGCCCUAAGGUGGUUCUAGCAAGCACUCCUGACAUGGAAUGUGGAUUUUCGCGGGAGUUAUUUUUACAAUGGUGCAGCAACCCACAGAACAGCAUAAUACUGACUAGUAGAAGUUCACCAGGUACAUUGGCCAGAGAUUUAGUAGAGAAUGGCGGUAACAGGAAUAUUACUUUAGAAAUAAAAAGGCGAGUCAAGCUAGAAGGGGCUGAGCUAGAAGAAUAUCAGAAGAAGCAAAAAAUAAAGCAGGAGCAGAUAAAACAAGAAGCAAUGGAAACAGCAGACGUUAGUUCCGAAUCUGAGGACGAAAUUGAAGUUGGAGGUGGAAAAGGAAAACAUGAUUUGUUGGUCAAGCAGGAAAGCAAACCGGGCUUUUUCAAGCAAAGCAAGAAACAGCAUCCCAUGUUUCCUUUUGCAGAGGAAAAAAUCAAAGUCGACGAAUACGGGGAAAUUAUUAGGCCAGAAGACUAUAAAAUAGCGGAUGCCACACCCGAAUUGGAAGAUAACAAAGAAAAUGUAGAAGUGAAACAAGAAGACACAGUGCCGCAGCCGGAAAUCGCGGCAGAUAUCCCUACAAAAUGUAUUCAGCUCACACGCGUGGUUACAGUAAACGCAUCAGUAACUUACAUUGACUUCGAAGGUCGCUCCGAUGGAGAAUCCCUCCAAAAGAUUCUUGCUCAACUCAGACCAAGAAGAGUCGUCUUGGUCAGGGGCUCUCAGAAAGACACCGAAGUUCUUGCCCAACAGGCUCAAGCUGCUGGAGCUCGGGUGUUUAUUCCUGGCAGAGGGGAAACUCUAGAUGCUACAACAGAAACACACAUCUAUCAGGUUCGCCUGACCGAUGCAUUGGUCAGUGGAUUGAAUUUCUCCAGGGGUAGAGGGGAAACUGAGAUAGCGUGGAUUGAUGCUUUGAUGACAGCUCGCGAUCAAGUACGCCGUGAUGCUAUGAUUGAGGGAGAUGCUUCUGAAGCUGUCGAUCAGAAGGAUCAGAUACUGACCCUAGAACCCCUACCGCUCAAUGAGGUUCCUGGACAUCAAACUGCUUUCAUCAAUGAACUGAAAUUAUCAGACUUCAAACAAAUUUUAAAUCGGAGUAACAUUCCAUCAGAAUUUAGUGGAGGUGUUUUGUGGUGCUGUAAUAACACAAUUGCAGUAAGAAGGCACGAAGCGGGCAAAGUUAUUCUUGAGGGAUGUAUUUCAGAAGACUAUUACAAAGUUCGAGAACUACUGUAUGAACAAUAUGCUAUUGUUUGAAUAAAAAAUUAAUUUAAUUCUUCGUA
This is a messenger RNA of Athalia rosae (coleseed sawfly), 2588 nucleotides long. It is a transcript of the gene CPSF2, whose product is annotated as probable cleavage and polyadenylation specificity factor subunit 2. Gene Ontology annotation, cellular component: mRNA cleavage and polyadenylation specificity factor complex. The transcript is spliced from 11 exons. Gene Ontology annotation, biological process: mRNA 3'-end processing by stem-loop binding and cleavage. Gene Ontology annotation, molecular function: RNA binding. Bases 349 to 2562 code for a protein of 737 amino acids. The record is from RefSeq and is a predicted model, not a curated record. Lineage: Eukaryota; Metazoa; Arthropoda; Insecta; Hymenoptera; Athaliidae.